CAGCCAGAUAGCAAAGGAUUUCCAAUAAAUGUAUUAUUUUUUUAAGACCUAUCCCGUGCGGGUAUUGUGAAUUUUCGCAGAAGGGGAUUAUGCCAUAGGAGUAAUUAAUAAAGGAAACUAAAAAUAUCGUACACAUUUUUUUGCAAGGGGUAUUAUUCCGCGGUCAUUUCCCUGAAAUAAACACUGACUAAAUGUUCGGAGCCCAAAGUUCGUUUUUUAAAUACAACCUCUAAUCGAACGCGACGAUAUUUAUACACACCGUUGGCCGUCACGUACACGUUCGACAAAACUGCCAUUUGUAGUGGUUACGACUUACGAUACCCCUGACGGCCUGACCCCAUGUCCCUCGCGUUUUAGUUGUCAUGGAGUCGUAAAGCAAACACGCUUCAAAUUUAUCAGUCAAACGAUCGGCUUACCUCUCCGCAUCAAGCGACAUUCGCGUUUUAUCGUCACUAUCGCAGUAGGUAGGCACCUACACGACUAUGCUAUAUUACUAAUAUAUAUAGCCCCCUGCAGGGUAUAAUCACGUCAACGCGGUUCGAGUCAAUUAUUGGUAUACUGUGUAGUGGUCGACGAUGUUACGACCUGCCGCAUAAAAACUAUUUUUCGUCGCCCCGGAAAACACGAUGGACGGCGAAAUCGUCGUGCAGGAUCUCGAGCUACGGUCGCUGAUCGGAUUCGACGGCAACCCGCUGAACGGUCUCAUACUGCACCCGGACGGCGUUCAUCUCGUGUACCCGCUCGGCACGAACAUCGCGGCGUACAACUGGCACACGAAGGCCCAGCGGUUCUUCGAGGGGCACACGAACGUGAUAUCGGCCGUGACGGUGUCCACUUCCGGCCGGUACGUGGGCUCCGGCCAGGUGAACUACAUGGGGUUCCGGUCGCCGAUAAUCGUGUGGUGCUUCCGCACCGGGCAGGUGGUCGCCAAGUACGAGUCGCACAAGGUGCGCGUCGAGUCGGUGGCGUUCUCGUGCUGCGAGAACUUUCUGAUAUCGCUGGGCGGCGUCGACGACGGUUCGGUGAUCGUGUACGACAUCGAAAAGCGGGAGGUGCUGUGCGGGUCGUCGUCCGUCAAGUCGACGGCCGGCUCGGCGACAGUGCUCCGGCCGGUGCACACGCGCGGCGAGUGUUUCGUCGUGGCCGGCGACAACAUACUCAGGCUGUGGACGCUCAACAGGGAACAGCGGAACAUCCAGGGGCUGGACGGUUCGUUCGCCAAGAUCAAGCGCAAGAUCCUGUGCACGGUCGUCGACCGGCUGGACGAGUACGCGUACUGCGGCACCAGCACCGGCGACGUGAUGAAAAUCAAACUGAACUUCUCGGCCGACGCGGCCGUGGUGGCGCCCACCAACGCGCCGACGCUGGUCAGCUGUUUCGCCAAGUAUCCGCCGGCCGGCUGCAAGAACAGGCGAGGCGUCUCCGCCGCCGCCCCCGCCGUGGAACUGUACAGCAGAGGAAUCACGGCGCUGUACCUGGUCGCCGACGACGGUACCAUGUUGGUAGGUUCCGGGGACGGGGUCAUCGAGCUGGUGAAGCCGAAGGUCCGCGACGGCGGUCACCGCGGCUCCGGCGGCUCGUACAGCAAGCCGGGCAGCACGCGACUGGCGACGCCCACCCGACCGCUGUUGGUCGCCGUUAAGUCGGCCAACGUCGAUUCGUCCGUGACCAGCAUACAGCUGAUGGACGACGGCGUGGUGCUGGUGGGCACCAUCGACUGUGAGCUGUUCGCCGUCCGGGCCCGCGACUUCGAAGUCACCUGCCUGUUCACGUGCCACACGUCCGUCGUCUACGACCUGGCGUUUCCGCACGGCUACAGCAAGGUGUUCGCCACCGCCAGCAAGCACGACGUGCGCGUCUGGUCGGUGGACACCCUGCAGGAGCUGCUCCGGAUCACCGUGCGCAACUUCACGUGCUCCGGCGUGCUGUUCUCGUACGACGGUGCGCAGAUCGUCACGUCGUGGAACGACGGCAACAUCCGGAUAUUCGCGCCGGAAACCGGGCGGCUGCUGUACGCCAUCAACAACUGUCACAACAAGGGCGUGUCGGCCAUCGCCAUGUCCAAGGACGGUCGGAAGCUGCUGAGCGGCGGCGGCGAGGGCCAGGUCCGGGUGUGGCAGGUGGACAACCUCAGCGGGGCGCUCCAGGCCGUGCUCAAGGAGCACAAGGGCCCGGUGAGCUCGAUCGACGUGCACCAGUUGGGCCACGAGGCCAUCACGGCUAGCGCGGACGGCACGUGCGUCGUCUGGGACAUUGUCCGGUUCACGCGGCUGUCCAUUAUGUUCUCGUCGACGAUAUUUACUAGCGCUAAGUACCAUCCGAAUGGCGCCCAGCUACUCACCUGCGGCACCAAUAGGUACAUUGGGUUCUGGGAGGCGCUCGACGGGUCCUUGAUACGGGAGAUCGAAGGAUCGUCCGCGUCGGCGCUCAACUCGCUGGAUGUUACGCCCAACGGUAAGUACAUCGUUACUGGCAGUUCAGAUCAAAUGGUGAAGGUGUGGCUGUACAACGAGGGGGUGCCCACACACGUCGGGGUGGGUCACGCGGGAGUGGUGACGAACGUGAAGGUGAGCCCGGAUGGUAAGUUCGUGGUGAGCACGAGCGCGGACGGCGGCAUAUUCUUGUGGCGUUUUCCACAUGCCGCGGACACCACAUCGCCCAGCAGCCGGUGUAGCUCAAAAAGCGGUGGCGGUGGCGCGGGCAGUCUGCGGGAACAGCAGACCGACCGUUCGAGGCAGCUGUCGCUGAAGAAGACGUUGCCGGCCCGAAAGGAGAACAUUAACGUCAUAUCUAAGGUGCAAAAGGUACGGACGGCCGCGGAUUGUAACAGCGGAUCGACUACGGCGGCGACGUCGACAGUGCCAGGUGACGGAAACGCCGCCGAAAAGGCCGUCGACGGAUCGGUAAAAUGUCUGUGCCGGCGUGGAUCGACGGCCACUUGUGGUCGUUGCGACCACGAUGGUACAGCCGGCUGGAAGAUCAAACCGUUUGUCCGAUGACGAAUGUUCGCGUGCCUAAAUUAUUACGUAUGCAAAAUGUUUGUGCCACCUCCCCUCCCAUAAGACAUUUCUAAUAAGUAUGGCCCUGGCAAAUAGUAUACUUGACAGUAUAUUACGGAGUAGGUUAAUCGGGUUAUGUUUCACGGAGGUAUUUUGAGUAAUUGCAGUUUUCACGGCGCCGUUGGUUCUAAAAUGGAAAAAAAGUUAGGUUAGGUUAUAGGUUUAACUUUUGACUUUUUUGUGUUUAUUAAAUACUAUUGUUCAAAUACUAAUUCAACGUCGAUCAUUUUUUAAGGCGCCUAAAAUAGUAUUUAAAAAACAUUUUCAUUUCGAUUUGAAUAUUAAAUUAUAUUUACAUUUAUUUUGAAUUUUCUAUUAAAUAUUAAUAAAUAUUGUAAGUUAGUAGGUUAAUUUUUAAAAAUUAAUUGUUAUACUAAUGAAAUAUUCUAGCGAUACGUGUUUCUGCCAGCCUUCGUUUAUUUUGCACUAUACGAAUUUUUACUAAGAAAUAAUUUGAAUUUUCGUAAUCUUGAAGAAUUUUAUGAAAAUCUGAAUUUUGAAUGUUUCCAAAAAAUUAUAUUUAUGCUGUUUUGAAAAUUUUUUAUUUUCGAAUUAUAUCUUAGGUAAGGUAACCUAACCUACUAACUUUGAAUUAAAUUUCCAAGGUUUUCACGAACACAAAUUUAAUCAUAUAUAAAUCGAAAAAAUUAUAUAUCUAUAUAAAUAUAGUUAAAAGAUAUAAAAUAUUUAUAAAAUUAGUAUAGUUAACCUAACCUAUUUAAGUAUAAAAUUUUAUACUUAAAAAAAAUAUCAAUUUUCUAUGUUUAUUUUCUUGAAUAAUAUAAAAAAAAAUUAUAACAAACAUUAAAUUAUUACGUACUUAUUUAUAACUUGUAUUGUAUAUUUAUAUAAUUAAUAAUUAUAUUCAUAUAUAGAUUUUAAUUUUAAUCUAAUUAUAAAAUAAUACAAUAAUGCUAAAAUUUCAGUCGACAAGACUAAUUACUAUGUUAAUAAAUUUUCAUGUUUAAUGUUCAAAAGCUCCAUGAAGUCGGCUAAUUUAUUUUUAGUAUAAAUUAAGGGACUGGUAACUUAAGUAAUAGUUUGACGCAUCGAGUUUCGACACGACAAAAAUCUCAAAAAUGAUAAAACUGCAAGAUUUGGAAUAAGUUAUCUAUGAGUUUAACUUAACGUUAUAUUAACUUACAAAUAUUAUCAAUUCGUGCUUACGAAUAGUUAAAAUGACCUAAUAGUUAAUACAUAAUAUUCAGAAAGCGCGAAUAAAAAUUAUUCAGUUUAAUUUAUUAACUUUACGGAUCAAAAUAUUAACAAAUAACAAUACAUUAAAUUAUAAUAUAAUUCAUACAUUAUAUCCUAUCAUUAUGA
Messenger RNA from Aphis gossypii (cotton aphid), 4382 nucleotides. RefSeq names its product cilia- and flagella-associated protein 52-like. The record is from RefSeq and is a predicted model, not a curated record. Gene Ontology annotation, biological process: cilium assembly. Gene Ontology annotation, molecular function: protein binding. Bases 627 to 2999 code for a protein of 790 amino acids. The transcript has 2 exons. Lineage: Eukaryota; Metazoa; Arthropoda; Insecta; Hemiptera; Aphididae.